Messenger RNA from Carcharodon carcharias (great white shark), 2360 nucleotides. RefSeq names its product zinc finger protein 239-like. Lineage: Eukaryota; Metazoa; Chordata; Chondrichthyes; Lamniformes; Lamnidae. The transcript has 2 exons. The record is from RefSeq and is a predicted model, not a curated record. Gene Ontology annotation, molecular function: RNA polymerase II cis-regulatory region sequence-specific DNA binding; DNA-binding transcription factor activity, RNA polymerase II-specific. Gene Ontology annotation, biological process: regulation of transcription by RNA polymerase II; central nervous system development. The coding region runs from base 753 to 1340 and encodes 195 amino acids. Gene Ontology annotation, cellular component: nucleus.
GGCAGGGUUCCGUUGAGGACGUCACAAUGACUGAGAGGGGCGUUCCCAGAGCGCAGCGUCCCAUUGGCAGCAAUAGCGCUGGUUGCAGAAGGGGCAUACUGCGGAUUGGACAACAGCUCAGCGCGGCUGUCGUCAAAGUCCUCUCUCAGCCCCACGUGGCUCCGCUGCCACAUUCCCCCAUUGUCUGCAUGCAGGUGGAUUGACCAAUGGGAAGGACGGGAGAACCGGAAGGACGCUUGUCCUCCAACCAAUCAGAGCUUCCCCGUUGUUUGAAUGCGGAAGUUGGGCAGUGAGCUUGUUAACGUGAUCAUCACUGUCCAGCAAAGCUGCUGCUCCUCUCUCUCUGAAUGAAGAUUGAGCUUCACACAGACUAAAACUUCCUCCUGUCUCCAACAUCUGAUGUUAGAAGGGGAGGAUUUGUAGAAAGAAAUCUCAAACCAAACAUCACAUCAAGAUUUGAGAGUCACUUGAUUCACUGGGACCUGAAUAUCGUUAGCCUUUGAAUCUAGAAGGAGAAAUGUUUGUCUGUUCUGUCUGCUUCAAGAGAUUUUAAAUAUCAAUGUACCUUGAAAAGUACCGAGACACACACAGGUGAGUCUGUUCCAGUGCACUGAUGAUGUAAAGAGCUUUAACCAGCUUCACAGCCUGAAGAAACAUCGGGCCAUCCACAGUGGAGAGAGACCGUAUCUGUGCUGUGGGUGCGGGACUUCAACAGAUCGUCGAACCUGGAGAGGCAAAAGGACAUCCAAACCAUGGAGAAACCAUGGAAAUGUGGGGACUGUGGGAAGGGAUUCAAAUACCCAUCUCAGCUGGAAAUUCAUCAACGCAGUCACAGUGGGGAGAGGCCAUUCAUCUGCUCUGUAUGUGGGAAGGGGUUCAGCCAGUUAUCCUACUUGCAAUCACACCAGCGAGUUCACACCGGGGAGAGGCCAUUCACCUGCUCCGAGUGUGGGAAGGGAUUCACUGAUUCAUCCAACCUGCGGACUCACAAGCGGGUUCACACCGGGGAGAGGCCGUUCACCUGCUCUGAUUGUGGGAAGGGAUUCACUCAGUUAUCUCACCUGCAGACACACCAGCGAGUUCACACCGGGGAGAGGCCGUUUACCUGCAUUGAGUGUGGGAAGGGAUUCAGUCAUUCAUCCCACCUGCAGACACACAAGCGGGUUCACACUGGGGAGAGGCCAUUCACCUGCUCCGAGUGUGGGAAGCGAUUCAGUAAUUCAUCCGAUCUCCGAAAACACAAGCGUAUUCACACUGGGGAGAGGCCGUUCACCUGCUCUGAGUGUGGGAAGGGAUUCACUCAGUCGUCCCACCUGCAGCGACACCAAGUUCAGAAGUGAUUGCAGGAGUUGGAUUCUGCUGUUGUUGCUGCUGUUAAUCACAUCCAGGACUGAACCAUGUUCAUUCUGACACUCGGUGAAGUGGGGUGGGGGGGGGUCGGAGGGUUUCUUUCUGCUGGACAGGCCGGUCUCACGACUUUGCUUCCAGUGGCUGAUGCUCUUUGAGCCUGGGAGUGCACAUUUCCAUUAAAUAGCUUUGUUUUAUCCUGGAUAGUAAGUAGUGUUUUCCCUACCACUACAGGUAGAUCUAAAAUAAAUACAGAAAGUGUUGGAAAAAUUCAGCAGGUCUGGCAACAUCUUUGGAGAGAGAAACAGAGUUAACAUUUCGAGUCCAAAAUGAGUCUUCCUCAGAACUUCAGAGAAGGAGAAAUGUGAUGGGUUCGAUGCUGUUGAGAAAGGUGGGGAGGAUCUGGUAGAAUAAAAGGGAAAGUCAGGGAUUGGUUAGAGGGCAGGUGAGUUUAAAUAACAAAAAUGUCAUGGAACAAAAGACAAAGGGAGAGAUAAUGGUUGUAGUAAAGACACAAAACAUUGGCCCAGAGUAAGUGUUAAUGGCAGAAUAAAGGACAGCUCUGUCUGAAAGAAAAAACAUGAAAACAAGAUGCAGACUGGCAUUUGGGGAAAAAAAUUAAAACAGAGAACAGAGUUGAUGGUCCGAAGUUGUUGAACUCAAUGUUGAGUCCAGGAAGCUGUAACAUGUCUCAUCGGAGGAUGAGGUGCUGUUCAUCCAGCUUGUGUUGGGUUUCUCGGGAACAUUGCAGCAGGCCGAGGACAGAAAUGUGAGCAUGAGAGCGAGGUGGUGAAUUAUAAUGGCAGCAACUGGAAGGUCAGGGUCAUGCUUGUGGACUGAGCGGAGGUGUUCCACAAAGAGGGCAGCAAACAGGGGACAGAUGAAUUAAAGAGAAACCUUUUGGUCCAGAACAUUGUGCACAUCCUUUUACUCUGGUUGUCUUUGACCCUCAAGUAAUUUUCUGUUUUUUAACCAUGUUCUGUUUCAUUAAUAAACUUUUAUCAGUAAAAAUA